AUGAUUUUAAUCAAUAUAAUUAAUAAUUUAGCAAUAUCAGAAACGACUUUUGGUUUAAAUACUAAUAUGUAUAAAUAUGAAUUUAAUAACAUUAAAGAAAUUUUACAAUUAAGAAAAAUACUUAAAAUUCAAGAAAGAGAAUUUAAGUUUAAUGAAGAAAUGCAAUCAUUAAAAAAAUAUUGUGAAAAACUUAGUAAAGUAGAUAAUUAUUAUACAAAAACAUACUUAGAAAACUUGAUUAAUACUAAUAAUGAUUUUAUAAAGUUAACCGAAAUUCAAAGUAUUUGUUGGUUCUUUUUUAAAAAACUAACUGAUGAUUUAUUUGAGAACUUUUUAUUUGUAGAAGAUGAAAUCAAAAUUUUAAAUUAUUGUGAAAAUAUCUCCAUUCAUCAAAGAAUUGAAAAAUAUCUAGAUAAGAAUAAUUCAAAGUUACUUGAUGUUUUAAAAAAGACUAAUUCAAAUAAUGAGUCUGUUUCUUCUAUAAAGGGAUUUGGUCGUUUAUUUUUAUACUUUAAGUAUAUUAGUUUUAGAAGAUAUAGUCAAGAUUUAAUCAUACAACAUUGUGUACUUUUGGAACAUUAUUUUAUGAAAAAGUUUCUUUUAGAGGCUGCUAUGAUUGUUAAAUCAUGUAACAUAGAAGAUUUAAAAAAGAUGGAUUAUAACUUUUUGACUCACAUUAACAGUGUUUUUAAAUUUAAAAAAAAAUUUAAAUUAAAUCGGCUAAAUCAUUUUAAUUAUAUAAAAGAACUUAUUCAAUUAUUAAUUAAGAUGGGAUCUUUAUUAAAGCAAUCUUUAGAAAAUGAUAAAGAUAUUGAAAAAGGUUUUUAUCAAAUUAAAAAGAAAUAUGACUCUUUAGACCAUGAAAAAAACAUGUCAAAUUCCUUAAAUUUGUUUAAGAAAUUAAGUAUUAAAAAACCAAGAUUUUGUAAAUACACUGUUUUUUUUGAUUUAGUUGAUGAGGCAGCAUAUGAAUUGUUUAAUGUUAUACCAAAGAUAAUCUUUGCUAAAAUUGAUUUAAAUUAUGGUUUUGAAAAUUAUAAGCAAGAAAUACUUGAUUUUUUAACAUUGUUUUCACAAAAUGAAUAA
Hepatospora eriocheir is the source of this 1086-nucleotide messenger RNA. The record is from the annotation of a GenBank genome assembly. NCBI's taxonomy places the organism in Eukaryota, Fungi, Microsporidia, Hepatosporidae.